Molecule: messenger RNA, 744 nt
Organism: Humulus lupulus (European hop)
Lineage: Eukaryota; Viridiplantae; Streptophyta; Magnoliopsida; Rosales; Cannabaceae
Exons: 2
Coding region: 1-744 (247 amino acids)
Source: RefSeq, a predicted model, not a curated record
AUGCGGGCAGUUGCUGUAUGGGUUUACAUGGAAUGGAAUGGCCCGGUAGGAAGCAUAAGGUUGCCUUUGACAGUGGGAAUGGCACCUACAAGCAACAUUGUAAUGGCUUUGUUCGUAGUAAUCGACAUACCAUCUCCGUACAAUGCCAUGAUAGGCCGACCAGCCCUGUAUGACCUCCGAGCAGUCACUUCAGUCUUCCAUUUGCUCAUCAAAUUCCCAACCCGGGCAGGGGUGGGUCCAGUUGAAGAAUUAGAAGAGGUCUUGCUUGACCCAAAACACCAGACCAGGGUUUUCAAGGUAGGGAAAGAGUUUUCCGGGAACAUAAGAUCCGCCUUGAUCCAGUUCCUAUGGAACAACCAAGAUGUAGCCUGGUCUCAUGAUGAUAUGGUGGGGAUCUGCCCAACCAUUAUAAGCUACACCCUUAACAUUGACACCAAACACUUCAAGCUUGUACAACAGAAAAGGAGGUCAUUAGAUCCAACAAGGGCAAACGCAUUGAAGGAAGAAGUGGAGAAGCUACGAAAUAACGAAUUCAUUAGGGAAGUUUUCUACCCAGUAUGGGUGUCUAAUCUGAUAUUGGUACCGAAGCCUAAUAACAAGUGGAGGGUAUGCAUAGAUUUCAUUGAUUUAAAUAAGGCAUUCCCGAAGGACCGCUUCCCACUUCCGAGAAUUGACCAACAGGUGGACGCUACAGCCGGCCACGAGAUCUUAACCUUUAUGGAUGCCUAUUUGGGGUACAACUAG